Messenger RNA from Leptopilina boulardi, 1221 nucleotides. It is a transcript of the gene Polr3F, whose product is annotated as DNA-directed RNA polymerase III subunit RPC6. The record is from RefSeq and is a predicted model, not a curated record. Lineage: Eukaryota; Metazoa; Arthropoda; Insecta; Hymenoptera; Figitidae. Gene Ontology annotation, biological process: transcription by RNA polymerase III. Bases 114 to 1043 code for a protein of 309 amino acids. Gene Ontology annotation, cellular component: RNA polymerase III complex. The transcript is spliced from 4 exons.
AAAAUGUCAAAAUAAUUUUUGGGUUAUGUUUCCCAGGGUAAAGUGUGUGAAAACUCUUUUGCAAAGUUUUUCAAUUUUUUUUUCGUAUUUUUAGUAUUUUUUUAGUUAACAAUAUGGAUUACCAAGAAUCAUCUAGUAAACAAAGUAAAAAUGAAUUUAUUGGUCUCGAUGAACAAAAAUUACUGGAAUUGGCCCAAUCGAAACCAAAAGGCUUUUCAGAUAAAGACAUAACGGCUUCAUUACCAAAUUUAAAUCCAUCGCAAACAGCUGAAUUGAUAAAUAAAUUACUUUCACAGGGGAAUAUUGAAUUAUUUACAAGUGGCGUUAAUAAAACACUUCUUUAUAAAUUAAAAGAUCCAACAAAAGAAAGAUUUGCCAAAGGUUCUGAUAAUGAGGAGAAAAUUGUCUAUUCAAUUAUUGAAGAAGCUGGCAAUAAAGGAAUUUGGAUAAGGGACAUUAGAUUUAAAUCGAAUCUCAAUCAAAUUUCAUUGAAUAAAAUAUUAAAAAGUCUUGAGAAUAAAAAAAUUAUAAAAUCAAUAAAAUCAGUUGCGGCUGGAAAGAAAAAAGUUUAUAUGCUUUAUGAUCUUCAACCAGAUAGAUCAAUAACUGGUGGCGCAUGGUAUCAGGAUCAAGAUUUUGAAGUUGAAUUUGUCGAUGUUUUAAAUGAUUUUUGCUAUAAAUAUUUACAAAAACAAAAGGCAAAAAUGGCCGAUUGUAAGAAUGGACCAUUAUUGUCAAGAAAUGUUUCCUAUGUUAGUUCAACUGAUGUUUGGAAACAUAUCACUGAUUUGCAUAUUAGUAAGGUCGAUCUCACAGUUGAGGAUUUAGAAAUGAUUUUAAACACAUUAGUUUAUGAUGGAAAAGCAGAAAAACUUGUGACAAACGACAGAACAAAUAUGUAUCGAGCUGUGGAAUCUUUGCUCGAUUUUCCAGGUUUAAUAGGAAGUCCUUGUGGUGUCUGUCCGGUAAGGAAAAAUUGUUGCGACGAGGGAGAAAUUACACCGUCAAAGUGUCUUUAUUUCACUCAGUGGUUAGAAUUUUAAUUUUUGAAUUUUUUUUUUUUUUUUUUUUUUUUAGGAAAAAUUGUACUUCAUUGAAUUUCAAUAUUUUUAAAUUUAAGUUAUAAUACUUAUUUGUUUUGUUUUCACAGAAAGUGUAAUAUUUUUGUAAGAAUACACUUUUGUACCAUUGAGAUAUUAAAUCGUUUUAUAUGUUACAAUA